AAAUCUGCAAAGUGUGGGAAGCCACUUCAAAAUACAUUCGGAGGCAGCUGCUGGAGAAGCGGGCGGUGGAUAUUGGAAUCGGGAGCUUUGCAGUUGUGCCAACUCGAGCCGCUGCUGGACAGGAUGGGGCUCUGGAAGUAGACACACCCGUUUUCCAGCUGAACCAACACGUCCAGACAUUUUACAACCUCAAGGAUUCUAAGACCAAAAUUCCUUCCGAGAUAUUCGAACAUCCGCUGAACUUCGAGGAGAUUGCUCAAACCAUCUACUUCCGCCCGCCAAUCGUAGAGCAGUGCAUCCAUGAGACCCUGCUCUUCUUUGCCGAGGCCCUCCGAGGAAAGAAGGAAGUGGACUUCUUGUUCAGGAGGCUUGGCAUUCUUUCUCUGAGAGGGCGACAGGUCACCAUGAACUUCUUUGACGACUGCGCCCUGGAGCUGGAUGCGACGGGCAACAUGCUGCCAGCUCUUCUCGGGGACUCCGAGAUGAUGAACAUGAUUGCCUUUCGAGGCAAAAGCAAAUUCACUCGACGCAGCGUGGACGGCUGCAUCGUGCUGCCAAGGCUUCAAGUUGAGGGCUCAAAGACUUGCCAAGAAACGACAUCCGUCAAGCCCCAGAGAGAGCUGCAGCCGUGGGUCGGGGGUGCCCGAAGAGUGAGUGUGUACGAUCCGGUGAUGCUGGCUCGGCGCAGGGUAUCUCAAGUGGUGAGGGUAGAGAAGAAGCAGAAAGAGGAGGAGAAGAAAAAGCAAAGAGUCCGAUUCAGGUUCCUGCCACAGCUUGAGCAGAUGUACAUGGAAGAGCUGAAGCAGCCAAAACCUCCAGCUCAGCCGGGGCCCUCCGCCAGUGCCCAGCAGGCCUCCAAAAUGGCAGCGCGCUCGGUGCGCGCUCAGAUCGAAGAGAGACGGCUCCGCGUGCUGAUGGCCUCCAAGCGCAAGGAGGUCAAAGCCGAAAUCCAGAGCCAGUGCAGGGAGUGCACACGGCGGCAGAGCGCGGAGAGAAGCCAGAACCCCUUCCACCGCCUGCUGGAGGUUGAGCCUCGUCCUUCCUACAUCCUGAGAAGGGAGUACGACCAGAAGCUGAAGGGGAAGGACAGGUACCAAAGCCCUGCAGGGCAGACAGAGCCACAGGAGCGGCAGGACAAUCCGCAGCUCCCAGGAGCAGCACGGGAACGGAACGGAGAGAAGACGAGGCUCUUGGAGCGCCGUGGGAAGGCCCGGGGCCUGCAAGGCAGCUUCCAGCUGCAGCGGCCGUAGACAUCGCGGCCUACACCAAAACGCUGCGGCAGGCACCAGCGACUGCACCCAGGCGCACUCAAGCAGAACCUCCCACGGCUGCACGCUGCCACCUUUGCAGCGGGACAGCUGUCAGCAGCGGGGGCGAGGGGCACCUUUCCAAAACGGAAUUGACACCUUCACUCAACUAAAGGGAAAUUCACAGCUUCUGUAGUGUUUGCCUUACGCGAUCGUUUUGUGCGCGCAAAUUGCACUGCUUCAGCAAUUACUUCAAGAGUCUUCAGCAAAGUGGCAUUUGGCCUAGGGAAGGUCGUUCGUUACUCCUAGGCAAGCCGGACAUCUGAAGCCUGAAAGCAGAGCCUCAACAUUCCACAAACCGUGGAGACUUACACUGUACCCUGCUAGGGUUGGUCAGGUAGGCCCUCUAACAAGUGGUAACUAGAAACUAGUCAGCAGACGACUUUUUUGUUAAAAAAUUCUGGAGCAAACAUGGGACCUGCUCUACUCGGCACGCCAACUUUUGGCCGGAUAGCACCUGCCAGUGGAACCCCACGACCACCAAAGACCCCUUGCAAGAACCCCACGUUACCACUGUUCAUGCAGAGUAUUAGAUUUUAGUACGUUCAGCAAUUCUCGGAGCAGGUGGGCACUUUCCGGAAACUGUAUGGAUAUGCACGCACGCUGAAUGUCUGUAAUCUGUGUGCUUUAGUUGCUGGGUAUGCACGUGAGGUGGAGCAAUCCCCCAUGCAUCCGGGGCCCUUAAGAAAGAACACCUGCUGCUGAAUACCACGUAGCUCUCCAGGAGUUUCAUUCUGACAGGAGUUUGUCCGGUAACGGACCUGCCAAAUACAGACUGUGUUUAAAAUACAGUCUGUGUUUAACAGGAGAGGAGGAGCCCUGCAACCUCCAGUGCGGCUCACCGGGCCUGAGAGCCACCUCUCCUGGCGGAGGCAGCUCACGCCAGAGGGCCUCAGGCCCUGCUGCCCGUUCCAUUUGCAGAGCUGCCUCGCGUGCCUCCACGUGUCUUCCCUGCGGAAUUUAAGUGUUACAGGCAGCCCUGCAAGGCUGCCCUCAGCAGCAAAGCUGGGUCACCUCAGGGGACGGCGCAGAGAUAACCUUCACACCCACCCCCACCGCAGCUAGAGGUAGGGAGAUAUUGGCCUCAUUCACCAACACAGCAGAAACGUUGUUUUCCGUGUUUUAAGUCAUAACUGAACACGCUCUAAAUUCACCAUCACCACCAGACUGGGAUUUGAUAUUUAUAAGGACGCAAAGUUGGGGUCGGCUGGCAGAAAGUGAAGCGCUCUCCCGCGCACAGACAGCUGCCAGGAGGCACUCAGGUGCCUGUGGUGCACCCAGGAAUCUCUCCCCAUGAGAUGUUCUUGAGAAGACAGCAAAAGAAGAGCUGGGGAGACUCUCCUACUGCUUGGAAUCUUCUAUCGCUCAAAAAGCUUUUCUCCUCCUUCGGUUUCACUAUUUAGUUCACUGGACCACUUUGCAUUAACUGUCCUGCAGCUACCAAGGAGGUGGGAAGAACCUUGCAGGGAACCUGGCCAGAAAAGCUGACUCUCCUCCCUACAAAUUUCAGGCAGAAUGGCUUUGCGAGUACAACCAGAAGGACAACAGGUAGGUCCCUCUGAAAGCAAUGCCUCCUAUUUGUUGCUGUGGAAACUGCAGCAGGUACAGA
Messenger RNA from Numida meleagris (helmeted guineafowl), 2916 nucleotides. RefSeq names its product coiled-coil domain-containing protein 81-like. The transcript has 10 exons. The annotation marks the transcript as partial. Lineage: Eukaryota; Metazoa; Chordata; Aves; Galliformes; Numididae. The record is from RefSeq and is a predicted model, not a curated record. Gene Ontology annotation, cellular component: centrosome.